Hyaena hyaena (striped hyena) is the source of this 2406-nucleotide messenger RNA. RefSeq names its product interleukin 18 receptor accessory protein (gene IL18RAP). The coding region runs from base 243 to 1994 and encodes 583 amino acids. The transcript has 11 exons. The record is from RefSeq and is a predicted model, not a curated record. NCBI's taxonomy places the organism in Eukaryota, Metazoa, Chordata, Mammalia, Carnivora, Hyaenidae. Gene Ontology annotation, molecular function: interleukin-18 receptor activity. Gene Ontology annotation, biological process: interleukin-18-mediated signaling pathway.
CACCAAAAGGACCCACGGUAUGGUGCAGAGUUCCAAGUGGUUGCCAUGAGUAUGAGACGCUGCUCUCCCUCCUUUAGAUGUACAAGAAAUGACACAUUCAACGAGACUGCCCCACACCAUUGUGGGCAAGGGAAGGCUCACUUGGAAAUGAAGAGGAUCCUCAGGGAAGAGCUCUGAAACACAAUGUACCACAGCUUGGCAACGGGACAAAUUCAUUCAAGUGAUGACAGCACCCAGGGAGAAUGAUGCUUUAUUUGGUCUGGAUAUUUCUCUGGCUUGUCACAGGAGAGAGAACUAAAGGACUGAAUACUUCAGACUGCAUCACCAAAAAACUUCUUUGGGAAUACUCUUCAGGGAGUGAGAAGUUUGUCUUAUUUUGUGACUUAACAGAGUCACGGAAAUCCCGUUCUUAUCACAGAAGUCAACUCUCACCGGCCCAAGGCUCUGAAAACUUGCCCUGCAGUGGUAGUAAGGAUCUAUCUGACGUCCAGUGGUACCUACAACCUCAAGAUGGAAAUCCAUUAGGGGAAAUAACUAACAACUCUCGUCACAUCAUCCAGGACAAGGGUGUCCUACACUUUUUGACCACAGGAAUGGAUAAUGCUGGGUCAUAUAUCUGUAGACCCAGGAUUAGGAGCCCUCAGGGUGAGGCCUGCUGUGUCAAGAUCAUCUUAGAAGUUAAGCCUAAGACCAAUGUAUCAUGUAUACCAAAGAACUUUGUAUCACAUGAGCAACAACUUCUUAUUGGUAGCACUGCCUAUAUUAAUUGCCCCAGCUUCAACUGCCAAAGUGAUGCCCAAAGUUCAGAGGUUACCUGGUACAAGAAUGGAAAACUACUCUCUGAAGAAAGGGGCAACUCAAUGCUAGUGGAUGAAGUUUAUGACUACCACCAGGGCAUAUACGUAUGUGAUUAUAUUGCUUCAGAUAACACAAGUUCAUGGACAGUCAGAGCUGUUGUUCAAGUGACAACCAUUGUGAAAGACACUAUUUUCAAGCCGGAUAUUCUGGAUCCCAUCAAGGACACACUGGAAGUAGAACUUGGAAAGCCUUUAACUCUGAACUGCACGGCACGGUUUGGCUACCAAAGAGAUUUUAAACCUGUAAUAAAAUGGUACAUUAAGGAUUCUGAUCGGGAGUGGGAAGUUCCAACACCUGAGCAGAAAAGAGUUAAAUCCACCAAAAAAGAUGACGUUAUAGAGCGUGUUGUCCACUUGAAGGAAGUUACUCAGAGGGAUCUUCACCGGAUGUUUAUUUGCUUUGCCCAGAACUCCAUCGGAAACACUACCCAGUCCAUCCAGCUGAAAGAAAAGAAAGGAGUGGUGUUCAUCUACGUCCUACUUGGCACCGUCAUGAGCCUGGCAGGCGUGCUGACUGCAGGUGCUCUGCUCUACAUGUACUGGAUUGAAAUAGUGCUGCUGUACCGAACCUACCAGAACAAGGAUGAGACACUUGGGGAUAAAAAGGUAUUCGAUGCUUUCAUAUCCUACGCAAAAUGGAGCUCUUGGGAGAGUGAGGCCACUUCAUCUUUGCGUGAGGAAUACUUGGCCCUGAAUCUAUUCCCUGAAGUUUUGGAAAACAAAUAUGGAUACAACUUGUGUUUGCUUGAAAGAGAUGUGGCCCCUGGAGGAGCAUAUGCAGAAGACAUCGUGAACAUUAUUAAGAAAAGUAGAAGAGGAAUAUUUAUCUUGAGCCCCAACUAUGUCAAUGGACCCAGUGUCUUUGAACUACAAGCAGCAGUGAAUCUUGCCUUGGAUGAUCAAACACUGAAACUCAUCUUAAUUAAGUUCUGUUCCUUCCAAGAGCCAGAGUCACUACCUCAUCUCGUGAAAAAAGCUCUCCGGGUUUUGCCUACAGUCACUUGGAGAGGCUUAAAAUCUGUCCCUCCCAACUCCAGGUUCUGGACUCAGAUGCGCUACCACAUGCCGGUGAAAAACUCCGAAGGAUUCAGGUGGAAUCAUCUCAGAAUUAUGCCUGAAGUUUUUCACUGGAAAUGACUCAGUAAAACAGAAGCCACUGGGAGGAGCUCCCAGCCUGCGGAAUAGUAAAGCGGACCCUGAACCACCUCCCCUCAGUCCUCCGCGAGCCGAGACUUUGAUGGACAGAACACAGAGCAUGGAUCGGGCUGAUAUAAGAUGGACAGUGUUUUGUCGGCCGCAAGCCAGCCUGACAGGCACAGCAAUGGCCCUAAAGCUGCAGUUAGAGCUUCUGACUUCCUCUGGACAGAGGGAGAAUAAAUUCUCCAGACACAUGCACACAUUCAGCACACAAUGCUCUUAAGAUUUGCCAAGCGGUCUGAGCAGAAUUGGCAGAUAACGGCCACUUUUGCAUUGGGCUAUUGGUUAUCAUGUCUCCUACGUAUUGUACAUUUAUAUUAUAUAUAUUUGCAAGUAAAUAAAUAUUAUUUUA